This is a messenger RNA of Ipomoea triloba (trilobed morning glory), 755 nucleotides long. Its product is annotated as dirigent protein 6-like. The transcript has a single exon. The coding region runs from base 33 to 581 and encodes 182 amino acids. The record is from RefSeq and is a predicted model, not a curated record. Lineage: Eukaryota; Viridiplantae; Streptophyta; Magnoliopsida; Solanales; Convolvulaceae.
ACAAACUCAUCGUAAUCCUUAUCGUCUUGGUGAUGGAGAAAUCUCUUACUCCGAUCAUCCUCUUCUUCUUCCUUCUCCUCCUGGCUUCUUGUUCUGAAAUGGCAGACUCGACGACCAUAAAAGCCGACAAGCCGUGCAAGCGCCUAGUACUGUAUUACCACGACAUCCUCUUCAACGGCACUAACGUUUUCAACGCAACCUCUGCCGCCAUCGUCAAAGAGCCUAACCUCGGCAGCCACCACUUCGGGCUUAUGGUCGUAUUCGACGAUCCCAUUACUAAGGAUCGCCACCUUCUCUCGCCGCCCAUUGCUCGAGCUCAGGGCUUCUAUUUCUACGACAUGAAAUCUACUUAUAAUGCAUGGUUUGCGUAUACUCUCGUAUUCAACUCUACCCAAUACAAUGGGACCAUUAACAUCAUGGGAGCCGAUAUGAUGGGCGAGAAGACUAGGGACCUGUCUGUGGUGGGUGGAACUGGAGAUUUCUUCAUGACUAGAGGCAUUGCCACCUUCUUCACUGAUGAGCUUGAAGGCAAUGACUAUUUUAGGCUUCGGAUGGAUAUUAAGUUGUAUGAAUGUUACUAGCAAGGUUGUGUUUUGGCCUGGGGAGUUUCAAAAAGUAUUUUUCAUGUCUGAUUUGAUGUGUUUUAGUUUGGUUAAUAAGGUCUGUGGUUCUCUUUACUGAUUGCUCCAACCUGCAGCAGUUGCUUUCUUCGCCCAGUGAACUCUAUUCUUACAUUGCUUACCCCAUUGAUUCAU